Messenger RNA from Closterium sp. Naga37s-1, 2754 nucleotides. Lineage: Eukaryota; Viridiplantae; Streptophyta; Zygnematophyceae; Desmidiales; Closteriaceae. The record is from the annotation of a GenBank genome assembly.
AUGGCGCAACCGGCGGCAGUGGAUUUCGCCCUUCCUCCGCCCGCGGACCCCCUUGCCGCCGCCCCGCGCGCGACUCACCGCGGGCGGGCGUCCGCCCGGCGGCGCGCGCAGCGGAAGCUGGCGUCGUGCCUGGACCGCCUGGGCGCGUGGAGCCCGUUCGGGCAGGCGGAGGGCGCGCAGGAGGAGGCUGUAGGGGCGACCCGCGGAACUGCCGCGGCGGCGGCGGAGAGGGCCAUGGAUGAUCGCGAGGAGGCCGGACGUGGGGAAGGGGAGGAUUGGACAGAGGAAACAGAGGACGGGGGCGCGGCGGGGCGAGGAGCAAGCAGCUGUGAAGAGGUGCGCGCGGCGCAACCGCUACAGGUGCACGGGAAGGCGUGGCGCUGCGCCGCCACCUUUAGCGCCCCGGCCCACGCCCACGCCCCCGCCGCAGCAGCCACAGCAGUGCCCUCCCCCUUCGCCAAAGCUGGCAGGCUCGGGGCGGCGGAGCUUGCCAAACUGGAGCAUGAGGCUCGGUUGGGCUUCCGAGGCAGAGGCGUGCGCGUGUCAGGGUGGUCCGGGGGCAGCUCGGACGAGAGCUGGCACGCGCUGGAGCAGCAGGCAGCCCGACGAGCAGUGCGGCCGGGCAGUGGGGGAGGGAGGCAUGGGCAUGCGCAUGGGCACGGGCAUGGCCUUUUGAGUGCGCAUGGGCAUGGGUAUGCGCAAGGGAGUGGGGGUGGGGGAGCACGUGGUGGUGCUGGCGAGGGCUGCUGGGCGCACAGCCCUGGCAGCAGGCGUGUGGGAUUCGGCACGCUGGCAUGCGAGAGUCGUGAGGCAGGUGAGGUAGGUGAAGUAGGCACGGGUGGGACAGCACCGACGAGUGGUGAGGCAUGGGUCCGAGGCAGUGGGGGCAACGGUGGCCAAGGAAACGCAGGCAGCAUGGGGCCACCCAAAGCAAGGCGUGGGGCGGUGGGAAGGCGGAGGGGGCUGUCAGUGCGAGCAGAGGCGCGGAAGCGAAGCGAGGAGGUGGAGGGCCGUGGGGGGGAGAUGGAGCGGGGGGGAGGGGAGAGGGCCGCGUUGCAUGUGGAGGGCGAGGGGCGAGGAGAGGGGUGGAGGGAGGGAGGGGGCGGGCGGGCGGGCAGGGAUGAGGCAGUGGAGGCAGGGGAAGGUAGUGGGGCGGGGGCAGGGGGAGAUGCUGUGCUUGCUGCUCGUGGUGCUCCUGCUGCUGACGUGGACGGUCCAGCUGGUGAGGGAAACAACUUGGAAGCUUCUAGAUGGAGGAGGCGGGGGGUGAGGAGGCACAGAGUGGGGGUGGCAGGGGAGGGAGCAGGCGGGGUUCUGGAAGGAGGAGGGAGAGAGAGGGGUGGGGGGAGUGGAGAGGGUGGGUUGGGUGGGGGAGUUGCGGCGGUGGGUAGUGGCAGCAGCGGCAAGGGGCACGGCACAGCAGAGGGGGAGGACAGAGGCCGGGAGAGUGGCGGGGCAGGCGGCAUGGUGGUUGGAGUGACAGGGACGAGGCAGGUGUGUGGACGCAAGAGGGCGGGACGGGAGGUGUUUCGGGGAGAUGGGGGGAGCGACAGCAGUGAUUAUCAUGCUGAGGUGGAGGAAGGGGGAGAGGGGGAUGAGGAGGAGGAGGAGCAGGAGGAGGAAGGUGAGGAGGAGGAGGAGAGAGGCACGGCUGGUGCGGGUGGGUGGGAGGCAGGCAGAGGGGGAGAGUGGGGCGUGUGGGGAGGCGAGGUGAUGGCGGAGGAGACAGGUUGGGCGGCGGAGUGGGUGGGGUGCAGAAUGGCUGUGAGGGGGGGCGGGGAGGCGAGUGAGAGCUCGGAGGAGGAUGGUGGCAGCGCAAGCAGGGGUGUUGGGCAGAUGGCAGUGGGGGCAGGGCGGGGUACAUGGCGAUGGAAGGAGGGCAGGCAGCUUCGGAAGAGGCGGCGCUUCAGCGUGCAUGCAUCGCCAUUGUGCAGCUUCGGAGUGGGAGUGGCGGUGACAGGGGGCCACACCAGCGACCCUGCAGCAGCCCCAUGCGACACCUCCUGUGCCUCCGACCCCCUCGCUCCCUCCCUCUCCCUCUCCGCCUCCGCCAGUGCUGCCAUUCUCUCUGACCCCACUAUCCUGCUGUCUGACCGUGCUGCUGUGCCGCCCUCCCCCUCCCUCUCUGACCGCGACCGUCUCUCCGACGCCCAUCCUCACUCCGAGCUGGGCAGGAGCUCUGAUGCUGGCAGGCACUCCCCCGUACCGCACUUAACCUCACCUACUGCCCUUCCCGCUGCUGCUCCUGCUGGUGAUGGUGCAUUCAAGGGCGGCAGCAGUGGGAGCAGCGGGCGGCAGGUGGGCAGCGGGAAGCACGUGAGCCGGGCGAGUGGCGAGCUGUACUAUGGCCACUCGCGCCCUGCCGGUUCGUCCCGCCCCACGCGGCAGCAGCAUGGGCCACGCGGGGCUGUCAGGCCAGCACGGCAGCAGCGGGUGGAGGCGGGGCGUAGCAGCAGCAGCAGCCGGCGCUGCAGUGCUGCUGCCAGGGGAGCCCAGGGUGGUGCGGGCAGGUGUGGUGGGCGCGUGGGGAAAGGUGCGAGUGGAGGGGGAGGGUUGGGUGUGGAUGGGUGGAGGCAGAGGGGGGGUGUGGAGGAGGGGUGGGAGGAGGGCUGGCAGGUGGCGGUGGUGCCGGGAGGAGGGGGGUAUGUGAGCAGCAGCAGCACGGGGAUUGACCUGCCUCAAGGGGCACGAGAGAGGUGCACACUGCAAUCUUGCUCGCAUGCCCUCAUCAUGCCUCCCUCCCACGUCCUCUAG